Messenger RNA from Amphimedon queenslandica, 2562 nucleotides. Its product is annotated as probable ATP-dependent RNA helicase DDX6. The transcript has 8 exons. Gene Ontology annotation, molecular function: RNA helicase activity; ATP binding; nucleic acid binding. NCBI's taxonomy places the organism in Eukaryota, Metazoa, Porifera, Demospongiae, Haplosclerida, Niphatidae. Bases 202 to 1536 code for a protein of 444 amino acids. The record is from RefSeq and is a predicted model, not a curated record.
UUAUUCGGAGAUUGUCAGCAAAAGACACAGAUUCACAAGGCAGUUAUUCUCUCUCUCUCCACAGGAGCACUCGCAGUCUAUUCUUGCGCCUCGUAAAGCCCCCACUCAUCCCUUCUUUAUUCUCCCUUUCCCUCAUUCGGACUCUUUUUUUUUAAACCGUGUCCCCAACUUUGUACAAAAGGACUCGCCUGCUGUUUUAAAAUGGCCGCUCCUGCAGCAAUCUCUAGCGCCACUUCCCAUUCUGCUACUGAAAAUGGAGACUGGAAAGGCAAACUAGCCAUACCUCCUAAGGACAAAAGAAAACAAACAGAAGAUGUCGCUCGUAGAAAAGGCAACGAAUUUGAAGACUACUGCCUUAAGAGAGACCUUCUCAUGGGUAUCUUUGAAAAAGGCUACGAAGCUCCUUCUCCGAUUCAAGAGGAGAGCAUACCCAUAGCUCUCGCUGGGAGGGACAUACUUGCCCGAGCAAAGAACGGGACGGGUAAAACCGGAGCAUAUCUCAUCCCACUCCUGGAGAAGAUCGACACCGAUAAGACACACAUACAAUCAUUGGUAAUUGUCCCGACACGAGAGCUAGCAUUACAGACGUCACAGCUCUGCAUUGAGCUAGGGAAGCACAUGAACGCUCGUGUGAUGGUGACAACAGGAGGUACGAGUCUAAGAGACGAUAUUAUGAGACUCGAUGAAACCGUUCACAUCAUCGUCGCAACCCCCGGGAGAAUAUUGGACCUCAUUGAAAAGGGUGUGGCUAAGAUGGGUGCGUGCCAAAUACUCGUUCUAGAUGAGGCUGAUAAGUUGUUAUCAAUGGAUUACCAGAAGACACUGGACAGGAUCAUAUCAAGGCUACCCUCAGGACGACAAGUCUUUCUCUUCUCUGCGACAUUCCCUAUCUCCAUUCAAGGUUUUAUGGACACUCACAUGCGUAAUCCGUACAAGAUUAACCUGAUGGAUGAGCUAACCCUGAAAGGUGUCACCCAAUAUUACGCAUACUUGGAGGAAAGACAGAAAGUCCAUUGUCUUAACACACUCUUCUCAAAAUUACAAAUUAAUCAGAGUAUAAUAUUCUGCAAUUCAGUUCAACGCGUUGAGCUAUUGGCCAAGAAGAUCACCCAGCUCGGCUACUCUUGCUUCUUCAUGCAUAGUAAGAUGGCACAGCAUCACAGGAACAGGGUCUUCCAUGACUUCAGGAAUGGAGAGUGUCGUAAUCUAGUCUGUACUGAUCUCCUUACAAGAGGCAUCGACAUUCAAGCAGUCAAUGUUGUCAUCAAUUUCGACUUCCCAAAGACCUCCGAAACCUAUCUCCAUCGCAUCGGGCGCUCCGGAAGAUUCGGGCACCUUGGACUCGCCAUUAAUCUCAUCACGCAUGACGACCGAUUCAAUCUCUUUUCCACCGAACAGCAACUCAAGACGGAAAUAAAACCAGUCCCAAAGGAAAUCGAUAAGAGACUCUACGUGGCUGAGUAUCAGGUACUCAACGAGGCUCCUCCCCAGACUAGCUCUUCAAAGUCAGAGGGAGCGAAGCCGUUAAAAACUUAACGGUCUUUCUCUUGCGCCUCCAAAAGCUAGCUCUACUUUCUCUUGGAACUCACACUACUUCUACACUUCACCUUCUAUUUUUCUUUCUUUCUUUCUCUCUCUCUUUCUUUUACUGGCUUUUGGUUGCUCAAUUUUUAUUUCAUUAUCAUUAUAAAUUGUCUGUACCUUUUUGUGUUUAUACAUGUACCUAUUGUAUGUCUUUACUGUAUCAUAUAUUAUAUUAUAAUUGUGAUAAUAUCAUUAUCAUUAUUAUUAUUAUUAUUAUUUGUUUUGUGAGUGUAUGUACUUGUAUGAAUUUCAUUUGUACAUUCCCACAGACACUCAUUCCGAUCACUGGUCACUUGAUUAUUAUUAUUAUUAUUAUUAUUAUUAUUAUUAUCAUUAUCAUUAUUCUCUCAAUUAUCUCUUUAUUCACCACCUCUCUCCCUCUCUUUAUUUCUAUUAUGCAUCUCUCUAGGUUAUUGUUUUUGUCACCCCCUCCCUAUCUCUCUCUCUCUCUUUCUCCCCCCCUCUCUCUCUUCUCUUCAUUCGACUGCAGACUUGUUACUAAUCAUCACACCAAAGACCCAGCCUAGAACACUUAUCCUCGUGUUGCUUCACUUCAAAGCUCACAUUCACAAAAAGAAGUUGGAAAAGCUACACGUACACUAAAGAAUCGAACUUGAAUCUAAAGCUAAGACGUGUUGGUUGGUUGAUAUUGACAUUGAAAGUGACUGAGUACAACUCCAGUAAGUGAAUUUGAGUGAUUAUUGUGUGGCCUAUAGGAGGAGGCAGUGACUAGGUGAAUAUAUACACACCCAUGCACUAUUACAAAGCAAGUCUGACAGAAUUAACGCAGCACUAAAUGGGUCUUUGAAGAACACACACAGAGGCUGUUACAUGCACAUGUGAACAAUACCAGUUUUGAGUUGAUUCUACUAAUUGAUUUCUCAUUGACUAGUAUCAAUCAGCAGUGGUUUUUUGAUUUAAGGCCGGGAGAUUUUUAUCUUUAAAUGACAAGAUUAAAAGACUAUACCAGAAAAAAAA